Molecule: messenger RNA, 504 nt
Organism: Thyridium curvatum
Lineage: Eukaryota; Fungi; Ascomycota; Sordariomycetes; Thyridiales; Thyridiaceae
Exons: 3
Coding region: 1-504 (167 amino acids)
Biological process (GO): SCF-dependent proteasomal ubiquitin-dependent protein catabolic process; mitotic cell cycle
Cellular component (GO): cytoplasm; nucleus
Molecular function (GO): cullin family protein binding
Source: RefSeq, a predicted model, not a curated record
AUGUCUGGCUCCAUCGAUAAGGUUACCCUGCAGAGCAGCGAUGGCGACAAGGUCGAGGUCGACCGCCCCGUCGCCGAGCGCUCUAUUCUCCUGAAGAACAUGAUCGAGGACCUAGGCGAGGAUAUGAUCGCGCAGCAGGUUGUUCCACUGCCCAAUGUCAACUCGGCUGUCCUCAAGAAGGUGAUCGAGUGGUGCGAGCAUCACCGAAACGACCCCCCCUCGACCGGUGAUGAGGAGAACGAGUCUCGCCGCCGUACCACCGAUAUCGACGAGUGGGACCAGAAGUUCAUGCAGGUGGACCAGGAGAUGCUCUUCGAGAUCAUUCUUGCUGCCAACUACAUGGACAUCAAGAACCUGCUGGAUGUUGGCUGCAAGACUGUUGCCAACAUGAUCAAGGGCAAGUCGCCGGAGGAGAUCCGCAAGACCUUUAACAUCACCAACGACUUCACGCCCGAGGAGGAGGAGCAGAUCCGCCGUGAGAACGAGUGGGCUGAGGACCGAUAA